UAUACACAUUAUGGGUUCGAGAUCUAUUCCCCAGGCAGAUAUAUUGGCUGUUGCGAAGAGUUCACGACUUGAGCGCAAGCCAAUCUUAAAAUUUGCACCACCCAUCGGGCUCUCAUGUGUGAACUAUCAGAGUCUGGGCGGGAUCGAUCAAUUCUACUUGGACUGUCAGAAUCACAGGGAUUAUUAUCGCGAUCCAGUUGAUAAGGUGCAUCGUCCGCCACGAUUCUGUCUGCAUCCUGGCCCCUGUGGAAUUUUGCCUGAUCGUAACAUUGAAAUGCUAAAGGCACCCAUCAACUGGGUGCGGGAGCCCCAACCCGUUGUCUAUCCGGAAAAAUAUAAUACUCGCUUGCGACUGGAUGGUGGCAUAAGAAUUGCAGCUCACUUUUGGACCAGAUCUGCUCAGGCUUAUACACGUUAACAAAUUGUAUCUUCGCAACGAAAUUGCAUUGUAUUUACAUUUGUUAAUCUUUCAAAAUCUUCGAAACAAACUCCAUGAAUUGGCAAUUAGUCAUUCUCUUAAACAGUUGAAA
Messenger RNA from Drosophila grimshawi, 530 nucleotides. RefSeq lists its product as uncharacterized. Lineage: Eukaryota; Metazoa; Arthropoda; Insecta; Diptera; Drosophilidae. The coding region runs from base 11 to 418 and encodes 135 amino acids. The record is from RefSeq and is a predicted model, not a curated record. The transcript has a single exon.